This is a messenger RNA of Paramecium pentaurelia, 1599 nucleotides long. The record is from the annotation of a GenBank genome assembly. Lineage: Eukaryota; Ciliophora; Oligohymenophorea; Peniculida; Parameciidae.
AUGUAUAAACCAAAAAUGAUAGAAAAUGAAAAAAAUCUUCAUUGUUUAAUGAAACAUGAAUUACCUGUCACAAUGGUUAUUCUAGAUUCUAAACUAACAUAAAAUUAAAGACUUUUGUGUUAGGAAUGCAUUGAUAAUUUUGAAUCAGAGUAAACAUAGAAGACAAUAGGAUUUAAAAAAAUAGUUUAGAAGAUUGAAGAUAAUAAAUAGUAAUAAUUAAGUAUUUUAGAAAAUCUAAUUAUAAGUAAUAUUAAAUAAGUUGAAUCAUUCUAAAUUGAAAUCAAUAAUUUAAAAUCUAUGAUUAUUUAAUAAUUAGAUCAAAUAAUUAAUAAUACAAAAGAUUGGAUAUUAAAUUUAAAAUAAAUAGGAUUUAAAUAUUCAGAAUAUAGUUUCUUUAAAGAAUUAGAUUUAAUAAUAAUUAAUUAAUAAAAUAAUCAAAAUGAUUAAAUUAAUUGUUAAAAUCAAAUUAAAAUACUUAAUCAAAGUUAGAUUACUAAAAUCAAUUCUAAAUUAGAAUAAUUCAAAUCAUUUCAAGAAUAUUAAUAAUUAAAGAAUAUAUUAAAUAAAUUAAAUGAAUAAACAUAAAAUAUAUUUAUAAUUUAAUAACAAUAAAAAUAACAAUUAAGUCCAAAUCAAUUAUUAUUUAUUGAUAAUACUAUUGAAUAAAAAGAAAUAUGUAAUGCAAUUGUAUUUGAUUCAACAGGGAAGAUUAUGGUUUCAACUUGUGAAAAUAAAAUAUUAAUUUGGAAUUUCAAUAAUGGAAAAAUUUAAAAAGUUCAAACACUUUCAGAACAUUAAAAAGAUGUUAUUUGCCUAAUAUAUAGUAAAAUUAAGAAUUAUUUUAUUUCUGGAUCAAAUGAUGGAUCAAUUAUAUUAUGGAAAUAAUUGAAUAACAAUCAAUGGUAAAGUUCUAAACCAUAAUGUGAGCAUAAGAAAUAAAUCAAUUGUAUAAUCUUAACAUAAAAUGAAAAUUAAUUAAUUUCAGGUAGUUUAGAUUCCUUGAUAAAUGUAUGGAGAAUAGAUUUUAUUAAUAAUCAAUUAACAUUUCUCUAUUCUUUAUAAAAACAUACUAAUUCUGUCACCUCAUAAAGUUUAAAUGAAUCAGAAAGAGUAUUGGUUUCAUGUGGAGAUGAUAAAUUAAUUAUAAUUUGGUAAAAGGAUGCAAAUAAUAAGUGGACUUUUUAGUAAGUUGUUAAAUAAUCAAUUCAAGAUGUUGGGACUCAUGUUAAAUUCAUAAAGGAAGAUUAAUUCAUAUUGUUACCUUAUAAAUUCAAUUGUUUAUAUGUAUUUUAACAAAAAGAUGGUCAAUUUCAAGAAAUAAUAGAGAAGAAAGUUUAAUUUAAAAAAAUUAACUAUGGAUAUUUAAAUUAAUCAUUCUUCCCUAUAAUAUUCAUUAAGGAUAAAAAUUUAAUAUGCUUGAGACAUAAAGACUACAUUAUCUUACUCAAAGAACAAAAUGAUGGAUAAUUGUAAAUUGUUUAGGAAUUAGAUUGCCAACAUUGGAAUAUAUUUGGAACAGUAACAAACAAUGGAUAAUAUUUAAUAUAUUGGGGAGAAAAUAAGAUGAAAUAUGAGAUAUAUGAAAUAUAGUAUAAAUGA